GGUCGUUCUACCGAAACAUGUGCUAUGUGCUGGGGAAGUAGUUCUGUCGGAGACGGAAGGGAGAUAAGAACAUCAGAAACAUCAUCACUCUUUGCUCUGUGAUCGCUCAAUUCUUGUUCUUCAACUUUACCUGAUUUCAUUGGUGAGAGUGAAGCAGAAGCUUGGGUUCUUCUGGCUUAGAUGGGUUUCGGGACGCUGAGUUUAUCAAGAACAGUUCGAUUUGAGGCGACAAGUUUCAAUGGUUUGCCCCCGCCUCGGCCCCCUAAGUCGUUGCCUCAUUUGUCACUCACAAAGCCAUCCUGGGUCGUGAGGACGGAGUCUAAUGUUCGGAAGAAGAGAAGAAAGACGCCGGAUCCCCCGUGUGUGGUGUGUGAGGGGAGUGGACGAGUUGAUUGUCACGAAUGUUGUGGAAGAGGAAGGACAAACCUGGUUCAUUUGGAAAUGCUCCCAAAUGGUGAAUGGCCAAAAUGGUGUAGGACUUGUGGUGGAAGUGGUCUUAGUUACUGCUCUCGUUGCCUUGGUACUGGAGAAUAUAGGUAUAUUAUGGGCUUCCAUUUCAUGAAAAGGGAAAACAAUGAAUCCCAGGAAAACAAGUCUUAGUUUUUUUUUCCUAGGUGAUGAUAUUAGGUUUGAGGUCAUAUUGUCAUAAUGUCAUGGUACAGCAGCUUUACCUGUAAUUGCUGAAUAAUUAGUCUUAACUCUUAAUCAUUUUAUGGAAAUCCUCCAUUUUACUAGAUUCAUUUCAACUCCUA
Messenger RNA from Lotus japonicus, 752 nucleotides. RefSeq lists its product as uncharacterized. The record is from RefSeq and is a predicted model, not a curated record. NCBI's taxonomy places the organism in Eukaryota, Viridiplantae, Streptophyta, Magnoliopsida, Fabales, Fabaceae. The transcript is spliced from 2 exons. The coding region runs from base 181 to 600 and encodes 139 amino acids.